AAUGCUGCGCAGUACAGAAAGCUACAUUUCAGAUAAAGACCAUUUAAACACAAUUUGUGACGAAUUUGGAGUGGGUUCGACAAAAGUUUCAGAAGUGUGUAAAGAAAUAUGUACAAAUCUGAAAAGCAGAUCCGAAGAAAUUUUAAAAGUAUGGCCAGCAUACCGUAGAAGUAAUCCAUAUAGGAUUGUUUUCGUUGUCAUUACAAAAUCAGCAGUUACGUCGAAAAAAGACGUUAACAUUUUUGAAGAUUUUGAAGUUCUUCUUCGAGGGAAAACAGAAAAAAAUGUAGAGAAUAAACAAGUUAUAAAUCAUGAAGUUGAUUCACUGACACGUAUCGACCUUUCACAAAUGGAGAAAUUACGAACAGUGAUAAAAGAUCAUUCAAAGACUCUUAGAGAACAACAUAGCAACAUAACUAUGAUUUCAGCAAGUCCCUUUAAAUCAAGAGGAUUCAUGAAAGGAAAACACACAUUGGAAAGAAAGGAUUGUGUUGUAUUAUACGUACAUGUAAAAGGAUUAAUUCCUGUACAAGAAACUUGCUUCCCCGACGUCUUAGAUGGUUUCCCUGUCGAUGUCCGCGAGGCAGUAAUUCAACUUUAUGCUGGCGGACAGCCAAGUGAUAGACAUGACCAGUUAAAAAUGGGAUGCGCUAUAGGUCCACAGGACAGAAAAUGCACUGGAACACUUGGUGGGUUUGUUGAUAUUGCUGAACAUGGACUGUGUGCAAUUACAUGUGCUCAUGUUGUCAUUGAGGAAGAUAAUUUGAAAUCAAAAGUGCUAAAAGAGACGAUUUGUUUUCAACCUAGCAUCGAGUACAGUAAUUCGAAACGUUGCGGUAAAGUUGUAAAUCACUGUUUCAGUACACGUUCUGAGGAAAAAAGUCUUGACGUUGCAGUUAUCAAACUUGAUAAAGAAAGAAGCCCAGUCAGCGGUCAGUUUCCUGACAUCAGUAAGAAAGACUUGAUUAAAGCUGGGUUUGAUGAAAAUCAAACACUUCAAUUUACCUCGGGAAAGGUUUAUGAUUCAAGCGACAUAAAGGAAAAUAGAGACAGCCGGCUUAUAAAAUAUGGUGCUUCUUCACGUUUAAGGAUUGGAGAAUUUAGAUUUCUGGGAGCAGAUAUAGCAAAGGGACCAUUGAUGUAUUCCGGAAAUAUUGAACUGAUCUUAGAUAACCUUAUGCAGAUUUAUGACAUAGAAGGAUGUGGUCCUUUUGCGGAAAAGGGUGACUCCGGAUCACUUGUGUUCAGCGUAUCUAAUAGCGAUAGUGAACUUACUGCUGUCGGAAUGCUUCUAGGAGGAGAUGACGGCUUUUCCGUUGCAACACCGAUCUGUGAUGCACUCUAUGGAAUCGGAUGUGCUGCGCCAUGUAAUCUGAAAUGUUUUGAUAUGGAAACAAACAGAAAAGAGGGAAUGUUAUAUGUUAGGAAUGUAAAAUUCUAGAUCUGUCAGUGCAUGUUGUGAUGGCUGAGUGUCAAAGCUUUUUAUUAGCUCACCUGAGCACAAAGUGCUCAAAGGUGAGCUUUAGUGAUCACACUGUGUGCGGCGUCCGCCGUCGUCCGUCCGUCCGUCGUCAACAAUUUGACUGUUAACACUCUAGAGGUCACAUUUUUGACCCAAUCUUAAUGAAAUUAAUCAGAAUGCUAGCCUCAAUAAAAUCUUGGACGAGUUUGAUAUUAGUUCAUCUGGGGUCAAAAACUAGGUCACCAGAUCAAAUCAAAGGAAAAGCUUGUUAACACUCUAGAGGUCACAUUUUUGGCCCAAUCUUAAUGAAACUGAGUCAGAAUGUUAAUCUUAAUAAAAUCUUGGACGAGUUCGAUAUUGGGUUACCUUGGAUAAAAAAUAGGUCACCAGGUCAAAUCAAAGGGAAAGCUUGUUAACACUCUAGAGGUCACAAUUUUGGCCCAAUCUUAAUGAAACUUGGUCAGAAUGUUAUCCUUAAAAAAGUCUUGGACGAGUUUUAUAUUGGGUCAUCUGGGGUCAAAAACUAGGUCAUCUGGUCAAAUCAAAGGAAAAGCUUGUUAACACUGUAGAGGUCGCAUUUAUGACUAUAUCUUCAUUAAACUUGUUCAAAAUGUUAAUAUUGAUGAUCUAAAGGUUCAGUUCUAAUCUGGAUUAUGUAGAAUCAAAAACUAGGUCACCCGGUCAAAUCAAAGGAAAAGCUAGUUAACGCUGUAUAGGCCACGUUUAUGACUAAUAUAUAUAUUAAUGAAACUUGGUCAGAAUAUUAAUCUUGAUGAUCUUUAGGUCAAGUUUAAAUCUGGAUCAGCUGGGUUCAAAAACUAGGUCACUAGGUCAAAUCAAAGGAAAAGCUUGUUAACACGGUAGAGGCCACAUUUAUGACUGUAUCUUCAUGAAACUUAGUCAGAAUGUUAAACUUGAUGAUGUUUAGGUCCAGUUCGAAUGUGUGUUAUGUGGGGUCAAAAAUUAGGUCACCUGGUCAAAUCAAAGGAAAAGCUUGUUAACACUCUAGAGGCCACAUUUAUGACUGUAUCUUCAUGAAACUUAGUCAGAAUAUUAAACUUGAUGAUCUUUAGGUCAAGUUCGAAUCUGGGUCAUGUUGGAUCAAAAACUAGGUCACGGGGUCAAAUCAAAGGAAAAGCUAGUUAACACUUUGGAGACCACAUUUAUGACCAUAUCUUAAUGAAACUUGGUCAGAAUGUUAAUCAUGAUGAUCUUUAGGUCAAUAGGUCAGGUGAGGGAUACAGGGCCUUCAUGUCCCUCUUGUUUGACCUUCUUGUCCUUAAGUGCAAUGAUAACAGGUGAGCGAUAUAGGGCCAUUAUGGCCAUCUUGUUUCAAUGAAUGUUAGUCAUUUUCUUGUAAUUUAAGCUAUCAAUUGUCGAUAGGAAUAAUAAUAUGUACAAACUGAUUUCUUUUUAAACGAUAUUGUCAAACAAAUAUAUUUAUUUUUUUCAAAUGAUGUAGUAAGCUACGUGAAACGAUAACUUAAAUCUCUUUAAGUCUUUUACCCUAUAUGAUAGUGACUAUAACAGAAGAACUGGUGUUAACGAGCUUAAUGUUAUCAACAAACGUAAUAUAUGUUAUGUUGUCACGGUUGCUUCCAUGUCUAAGUGGGUAAUCUUUCUGGCACACGCGAAUGUAGUUUCGAAACAUCAUCUAGAUUGUAGAAGUUUUGGCUUACUGAAAGUCAUUGGUUCUACUCAAGCGUCUGUCUGCGUCUGAAUUAUAACCGGGGCAUCUUCUUUCAUCAUAACAGAGAAAGUCGCUAUAUGUACCAAUGUUUGUCUGUGUGACUUAAAACAAAACAUUUAACAUAACAUGCGAUAUUUUCUUCUAAAAACGGUAGAAUUUCAGGAGUUUUAUCAUUGAAGUAGAUAAAAGAAAAUCGUUUUGAUGUGAUCCUUGACUCAUUGAUCAAUACUUAUUUAAAACAUACAUUGCUUAAGUUUAAUAGUAAUGAAAUGUUAAAAUUAUAUCACGUUCCCCUGUUAGAUAUACAACUUUUUUGUAUCUAAAUUUCCCACGAUAACUCGCGGUGAUACUUAGAACAUUUCACGUAUUACUUAAAUAAAUAUACGAGUUGAAUGUAGGGAUAUACACGGUUCAUUUUAGGGUAGUAUACAUAUAUAUGUACCAAUUCAAAAGAAUGAUCCUUAGUUACGUUAGGCUCUAGCCCUGUUUGUAGUGGAACUAAACCGCCAAUUACCGUUUGCAUACCAGUCUGGUGCCUGGCAUUAGAAAUAGGAAUCGGGAACUAAGGCAUGUCAAUAUAUGUAAGUGUCUUAAAAGCUAGAACAGAUGCCCCUUUUAGUAGGGGUGACUAUAAUCAACAAACACUUCACUUUACUCUUAUAUUUGUUAGGACUAUUCAAGUUGUACAAUAAAUAUAUGAAUAUAGAAUCAGGCACAGGCAGACGCCUGAGUAGAACCACUUACUUACAUACAUUGUGUUUUAUUAACCGUAUACUCAUACUCUUUUUGCUACAAUCCAAAGCUGAUUUAAGAAUCAUUUGUUGAUUAAGAAAACUUUUUGUUAUCAAAUUGUCUUGAAAAGCACAGGGAUCGAGCUCGCUACCUCUCGAAUUCAAAUUAUUGCAUUUUACUUGCCGCACUAGCAAACCAGGCUUACAGAUGUUUGUACGUGCGUAUGAUUGAAAUAAAAUAGAAAAAUCAACAAAGAGUUAAUACUGGAAAAUGCAUUGGGGACGAUGUCGGACUAAUUCAUAGAUGUUUCUAUGAAAGGUCAAGCUUUAAUAACUUUCAUAACGUUCAUAAUGAACAGCAGGUAAACAUACGUUGUUGGUAAACUUUUAAAAGUAUGGGCAUAUAUUGUGGCCGUAUCCGAAUUACUUCCCUUUUUUUUAUUAUUAAAUAUUUAGACACACUGAUGAGCCAUUCACGACGAAACUAUUUGUGACUUUUCAUAAAAAAAAUAAGCGUGUGAAUUCAUUUUAUAAUUUUACGAUAAGACUGACACUAACUCGUCUUUGAGAUAAAAAGAAAUGUAAAAUUGUCACGGAAGAUAAUUGAAAAUUAGAAAUCCUUGCUCCACCUUGAGUGUGAAAUAAGUACUUUUCAUAUUAUAUACUAUGUAUGUACUCUGUUUGAUAAAAGAAUUAAAGUAUUCAUUGCAUUAUUGUGACCAUCACAAAAUUUCUGAUGAAAACAUUUUAAGCGUAUCAUUCCACACAGGAAAGCUAGGAAAAGUCAACAACUAGACUGCGGAAGUUAAGCGUUAAUGAAAUAGAGCAAAAGUUGGAACUUGUCGGACUUAGUAAAACGUAUGCUAAACGUUAAAAGAGGAUUGUGGUAAUUUUUUUGUGUGGUAAAACUGACAUAGUAAAACACAUUCAAGCAUUUCAAAUUUGGAAACUGAUGUAUCUUCUAUGUUAAUCGUGUGAUGGAAUAGUACUAGGAACCUCAAGAACAUUAUAUUGUAAAAUUGUUGACCUGCUGGACUGUACCUUAAACGAACGUAUGAAAAAUCUACGCACAUGCAACAGUCACGCGAACAGCCCCAGUGUGAUAUCCCACAAUGGUUUAAUGAACAUGAACAAUGUAAGGAAUAUUACACAUUUUUGAAAGUUUUAGGACAAUUAGCAUUUUAAACUUUAUUCAGUGAAACAAAGGCGUUUAUGCUCCGCACUGCGGUGCUUUUGUUUAUUCUAGACUACCUUUUGGCCGAAUAAAUACUGCACAUGCAGCUAACGAACCAACACGUAUCGGUGUUCACUGUCAUAACAUUGAAAACGUCUGAAAAUAUAUGAUAUGCAAACCAAAAUACCGAGGUGAUUCUAUACAAUAAAAGUCUUUUAAAGUCUAUAUAACAAUUUCCGAAAUCUACUGUCUGGAAAGGCCAUAUUUUUGCUCGUAUUUGGCUAUACCAAAAUAUCCAUAUUUUUCAUAUUGGACGGGACAACUCCUCCAUUUACUAAAUGCGAGGAGUCGAUCUGAAUUUCUUCCCUUGGAUAAUGUAUUUCGUCUUCCGACACCACGAUGAUAGAAAUAAAAUCUGGGAUAGCUACUUUCUUAUUUCUGAUCAAAGCAUAUAAGUGUGUGCGCUUGGUUUCUAAGUUAAAACAUUCUUAUCCGAUGGUCAUGGUUUCGGUUAAUACUUUGAGUACUUUGAGGAAAAGUUGUUUACAUUUGUUGCACUAGAGUAACACAUGAUAACGCACACA
Mercenaria mercenaria is the source of this 5641-nucleotide messenger RNA. RefSeq lists its product as uncharacterized. The record is from RefSeq and is a predicted model, not a curated record. Lineage: Eukaryota; Metazoa; Mollusca; Bivalvia; Venerida; Veneridae. Bases 2 to 1441 code for a protein of 479 amino acids. The transcript is spliced from 2 exons.